AGUCCUGUUGUCCUGAGAAACUAUCCUUUUUUUCCUUUUCGUCCAGCUUUUGAUCGCUUAUUCCUUCGCAAUACCACACCCUUAUCGUAGCCUUUUAGUACUCAUUCAAGAUACCAAAUUUUGCCAAUUGAUAUUAGAAACAGUUCAAUGGAUCAUCCAUCGAGGGUAUUAGCGCAGGCGCGGGAGCAUCUCGAGGCUCUCAAGCAAUCCGGUCUCAGCCGUGAUGCUUUACUCGCUUUAUUAGAAGAGCAACCACAACAACAGCAGCAGCAACAACAACAACCACCUCAACAGCCACAAAAUGCCAUGGUAACCGAUGCCUCACUGCCAAAUUUCAACUACAGAGACGUCAAUGCCUUCGGUCAACCUCAUAGGCAACGAUCAUCCAUCUCGUCGUCCAGAUCUAGCUGUUCGAGCCGUGACAGCGUCUUCUCUUCAGCAUCCGCACGAAGCUCAAUAUCAUCGACGACAGCCCCAGCGACAACGGACGCGAAGUUCUGGUGUACGUCCUGCGAUAAGACGUUUAAGAGGAAAUUCGAUUGGAAGCGACACGAGGAGGAAUUCCACGAGCGGUCGCGUAAAUACCCCUGUCCGAAUUGCAACCAGAGCUUCUGGGGCCCCAACACGUUUAAUCAGCACCACAAGUCAGCACACGGUUGCAAGACAUGUCCCCACGCAGACACCGUCGUCAAGCAUCUAAGAAAGAGGAGGGCAUGGGGAUGCGGGUUUUGCGCUGCGAUGCACGGCAAAUUCGAGAAACACAUCGACCACGUUGCUGCGCAUUUCGAGACCGGGAGCACGAAGGUGGAUUGGCUGCACUCGAACGUCAUCUACGGACUUUUGCACCAGCACCUUAUCCACGAAGCGUGGAAAACAUUGAUUGCGAAGAAGCAGAGCAAGUUCAACGGACAUCAGCCCAUGUUCAGCUGGAGUCCCGAAUCGACUGGACGAGCUCAGGGAUUCGUAGAAAACGAGAACCCCGGACAGCUGCAAGAUCUGCUAGAGUUCUUCGAUGGAUCUAAAGAGUCCGCCGAGAACAUUGUCGAGAUGGCGUAUACCUGCGUUCACGUCGUAUUCCGACCGAGGUCAGGGUCCGGUAAUCAAGGCUCGCCCCAGACAUCCUUAGGUUCGACGUCUCCGACCAACCCCUCCAAACACAUGUCUGUCAUACCAAGAAACCCCUCUGGUCCGCGACGAUCCGCAUCCACAUCUGCGUUACCCGGGGUAAGCCGGCACAGCAGACGAACGCCGUCUGGCGACUAUCCCCACAAUGGCGUUCCCACCCAAGUAUCGAAUCUGAACUUGGCUAUGCAGUCCGUGCCCAGCCAACAGCAGUCGAUGAUGAACGCGUACCAAAGUUUCUCCAUGCAGCCGGCUCCGCAGCAGAGGUACGUGCCAGCGCCUAUCACGACGGAUAAGGCGCUCCCUCCAGCCCCGCUAGCGCCCUCGCCGACUUCGCCGAUGCAAAUGGACUUCCCCAUCUUCAACACGGAUGAGGGGCUCCUACCGCCGCUCGACCUAUCGUCGGAGGACUGGCGGAGCUUCGCGAGCACCCUAGUCGAGGUAGAAGAGGAGCCGGCCCAUCCUCUGUCUUCCAGUCAAUUCCCCAUGAGCUGGGAGGACUUGGGACAAUUUAGCACGAACUCAUGAUGACGAUGACGAUGGCGGUGAUGGCAGUUAUGGCGGAAGUGGUAAUGUGAGCACGGCGAUUGAUUGAUUGAUUGAUUAGGCGCUUAAAAAGCUCUGGAGCUUGUAUUGUAAUGUAUUGGGUUGCACUGGACCGAACGGUUAUGGUUAUGCCCG
Annulohypoxylon maeteangense is the source of this 1803-nucleotide messenger RNA. RefSeq lists its product as uncharacterized. Gene Ontology annotation, cellular component: chromatin. Gene Ontology annotation, molecular function: DNA-binding transcription factor activity, RNA polymerase II-specific; RNA polymerase II cis-regulatory region sequence-specific DNA binding. The record is from RefSeq and is a predicted model, not a curated record. Gene Ontology annotation, biological process: regulation of transcription by RNA polymerase II. The coding region runs from base 148 to 1650 and encodes 500 amino acids. NCBI's taxonomy places the organism in Eukaryota, Fungi, Ascomycota, Sordariomycetes, Xylariales, Hypoxylaceae. The transcript is spliced from 2 exons.